UGACCAAGUUUCUUAAUAAAGAUAUUCAAAAUAUAGCGAAUAAUAAUUCUACAUUAAAGAAAAAACAAAAAGUAAAUAAAAUAGUUACUACUAAAUUAGAAGAUAUUAGAAAUGAUGAAGAUUUAGAAUUUUUAUAUAGUGGUUUUGAAAGUGCAUAUAAUUUAGCAAACUGCAGUAAAUCUACUUUAUUAGAUGAAAAUAAUGAUAGACCAAGCAAGCGAACUAGAAAUCAAAAAAAAAAUAUAGAUAAUUUUUCAAAAUAA
Scutellospora calospora is the source of this 263-nucleotide messenger RNA. The record is from the annotation of a GenBank genome assembly. NCBI's taxonomy places the organism in Eukaryota, Fungi, Glomeromycota, Glomeromycetes, Diversisporales, Gigasporaceae.